Messenger RNA from Cydia splendana, 753 nucleotides. RefSeq names its product puff II/9-2 protein-like. The record is from RefSeq and is a predicted model, not a curated record. The coding region runs from base 53 to 664 and encodes 203 amino acids. The transcript is spliced from 28 exons. Lineage: Eukaryota; Metazoa; Arthropoda; Insecta; Lepidoptera; Tortricidae.
CAAUCUAAUGUGAGUGUUAACGUUGAGUAGCAAUUGCUUAGGUUCGCUCACCAUGCAACCCGUGCUCGUUCUCGUCCUGCUGUUUUCGCUUAGUGUCCUAGGAUACCCAGGCUUAAACCAGGAACAUCAAAAAAUUGUUGAGGACCUGCAGCACAGAUCAGUGCAAUGUGCAAAACAAAAACAGAAACUGGCGAUAGAAAUUAAGAAACUGAAGAGGUUGGUGAAGGAAAUAAAUAAAACAUUAGAGGACACACUAGAAGUUGUUGAGUCUUGUAAAAAACGGAAUGUGCAUUAUUUAACAACAAACCAGUUGAUUACAAAACAAAAUAAGAUUAUUAAUGAACAACUAGAGGAAUGCACUGCGUCGAAACAAGAAACUGACAAAUAUAAGGAAGAAGCUGCUCAAAAAUUGGAGGAAUGUUCUAACGCGAAGGAGGCUCAAGAUAGGGCUUUGGAUGCAAAAAAUUACGAAAUACAGGAGAAAGAGAAGAUGAUUGCGGACUGUGAACAGCAUAAUAAGAUAAUUCAGAACAAUAACGACGCACUUGACAGUAUAGCUGCGGAACUAGAAAAUGACAUUCAGAGGGCACAGUCAAAAACAACAGACAUAAGAUCCAAAUUAAAGCAACCAUCGAGCGUUAGAAUGGGCUAUUUUAGAAGAUAAAAAGAACAUACUGAGGGUUGAGUUAUCAGAUAAUCGUGCUGCGAAUUAAAUACUGCAAUAUGUCCGAAUUAAACAUUUAAGUGGCAUUA